AUUUCGUGUGCUGAAUACAAAUGAAUGGAAUUUUCCGUUGUCAAUGUGCGCGAAACUGAACGGUGGACUUUGUUGCCGGAUGAUUUCCCUGCGAUUUCAAGCUGCAGAAAAGUGGAGAAAUUCUCCGUUUUUGCUCCAGCUUUGACCACGGAAGGCAAGGAACAUACUUCGGAGGCAGCAUCCUCACACGUAGUGAUAUCUGUAAAGACUUUGCUCCAAAAUGGCGGUCCAAGAGGGCUCUGUAGCCCAAGCACGUAUGAUGCUACAAAGGCUGUCCACUAGAGACAGUGCCUGCCGACUCAACACCUUAGAACAACUCUGCUCCUGCAUCGCUUCCCUCCACGAAGACGUCUUGGAACAGCGCUCCAACAGUGUCGAGGAAAGCGACGCUUACAUCGAUGGCUGCUUAGCCACAAACUGCCGGGACGGAGUCCACGAGAACCUACUGCAGCCACUGACCAGCGUUCUGCGCUUGGCUGUCCAGUGCCCAUUUAAGGAUGUGCAGGAAAAAUGCAGUAGUCUUCUGAGUGAAUACAGGGAAAAAGGAGUCAAAGUCCCCAGGCAAUGUGGCAACGGUCCUUCAGCAUUCAUACCAAGAUCAGAGUUUGCAGCUGCGCAGAACGGACGAGAUGAAAAGGCGAAAGAUUUAUUCAUCGACGUCUUCCUUCAGAGCAAUCGGUUAGACCAUUUGACGACGGUCAUGGGCUUACACCCCAGCUACCUAGAAGCGUUCCUCCGGACCCAAGACUUCAUGUUACGGGGGGACGGCCCCUUACCGUUUCACUACAGACACUUCAUCGCAAUAAUGGCCACAGCGCGACACCAAUGCAGCUACAUUGUCAGGUUACAAGAGAACGAGUUCCUGGCUCAGGGGGGAGACCCAGACUGGCUGAGGGGGUUGACCUUCAUCCCAGACAAACUCCGACGACUGGCCGAACUCAUCAAACUUCUGGUGCACCAACCAUGGCUUAUCACCAAAGAACACUUAGAUGAUCUUUUGAAGGGUCCGUCGAGUUGGGCGUUAUCGGAGCUUGUCCAGGCCAUCGUACUGACCACCCACUUCAGCUCCCUGGCCGGGAUGGUCUUCGGCUGUGGGGUCAACCCGGAGAUCGACAUGGAGGGUGGACACACCUGCAGACCACCCUCGCUUGGUGACGACCCGAGCAGUCCGUCCAACAACAACUAUUCAGAUGAAUCGGAAGGAGCGAGUAGCAACAUUGAGGCGCUGAUGCAGAAACUGAGGGAGCUGGAGGAGCAAUCGGAGCCCGACGAAACCCAAGAAGAAAAACUGAAAAAAUUUGAGAAGGUGGAGAAGCAGAAUGUGGAAUUGUCGCCACCCUGUGACGAUCCCUGCCAGGACACGUCGGAUCUGUCCCACUACCUUAUCGAGCCGGACUUCAAGUACAAGGACUUUGCCAAGCGAGGAGAGGUCUCGCAGAUACCCACGUUCAAAGCACAGGAUUAUUCUUGGGAGGACCAAGGCUUCUCGUUAUUGAAUCGUUACUACCCAGACGUGGCGCCUAUGCUGGAUGACAAGUUCAGGCUCGCCUAUAGCCUGACCUACAACACUAUGGGCAAGAAGGAGCAAGUCGACACGUCCCUCUUACGACGAGCCAUCUGGAACUACAUCCACUCGCUCUUCGGCAUCCGGCACGACGACUACGAUUACGGCGAAGUCAACUCACUGAUGGACCGUGCCCUGAAGACCUACAUCAAGACGGUGUGCUGCUACCCGGAGAAAGUCACCGUCAGUCACUACGAGUCAUUCUGGAGGGAUUUCAAACACUCGGAAAAGGUGCAUGUGAAUCUGAUGGUGCUGGAGGCCAAGAUGCAGGCUAGCCUCCUGUACAGCCUGCGCGCCGUCAUGUGGCUCUACACAAGAUGACCCGGUCCAACGCAGAACAAGACUACUGCCACCCGCCGCCCAAUCAAAGUCUAUGAAAACCUUCCACAACACAGCUGAGUAAUUGCUGCCCUUCUUACUCCAGCGGGGCAGCAUAUCUGCCCUUCUUAACCCAGAGGCGGCAGCAUAUCUGCCCUUGUCAAUCCUGAAGGGGUAGCUUAUCUGCCCUUCUCAAUCCAGUGGAAGCAGCAGAUCAAACAUAAACCUGCCUGAAAAGCAAUACUGUGUUCAGUAGUUUUAAAAAGCCUGAGCGUUUUAUUCCUCCCUCUGCAGGGUCAACGGCUGCUUACAAACCAAACAGGUUUUAGUAAGGGUUUUGGAAAAAAAACAUGUAUAGAUCUUCCUUGGUGCUUCUUCUUGGAUAUGUAGUUGUAAAGCUUGCAGUUGGCGUGGCAGAGUAGAUGGUAUUUGUGUACAUAAUUACAACAGUUCCACGAUAAAUCGUGUUUUCACAAACGGGGCAUUAGUUGGAAUAUAUACCGGUACUGUUUAGACCAAAGGAUUCAUAUUUGCCCAUUUUAACUGAGUAUUAUCGUGUUCUGUCUGUGCUUUGCCAUACCACUGCAGGCUUAGCAAUCUAUCUGGGACUCUUUGUGACUACGAAAGAAAAAAAAUGAAUCGCAAAUUUAAAUAAAUAUGAGUUUGUGUGUGUGUGCUUGUACAUAGUCGGUGUUCCUUUACCUUGGUCAAACCAAAAAAGGAACAACGGUCAGCUGUAGAGUCAGUGUUGAAUGUCUGUACAUUGUUGAAUUGAAAAAAAAACAAGAAAACUGGCACUCUAAAUGAUGAUAUCGUUGAAAAAAUUAUAAAGUCUUGACUUGUGCUAGUUUUAGUUUUCUGUGUUCCCCUGGUAGAUUAUCACUUCCUGUGUUAACAAAAUCCAAAUAAAUAGAAAAAAAUUAUGUAAGAAAGCCGUAAUACAAGCUCGUUGGUGUGAAAAAGCUUAACAAUGACUAAUCAAUCCUAGGUUAACGAUUUCCAAAUGAAAAACGAAAGGAAAUUUCUAAUAUUUGAGAAAAUCUCCUGUCAUUUGUCUUGAAAUGUGGAAUUGUGUAUAUAUGCAAAUAUCCCGUAAGUGGGAAAAAAGUCUGGAUAAUUCCAAAUGUAACCAUUGUACAAUUGAAUUGGCUUUGCAGUUCUAAGUGAUUCCCCACGUUUCCCCAAAUAUGAUUGUAAUUGAAGUCUUGCAAGCACAAGUGUUGUAUGUUUUAUCAGUGCCAGUCCAUGUACAAAGUAAACGGUCAAUAGCAUUGUACUGCUGUUGGUGUUUCUUGAUGAUUAUUACAUUUAAUGCCUUUUUGUUUUGAAAUUUGUUACUUUUUUUUGACUGAAAAUUCUCAAGCAGUGAAGUUCAAAUAUUUGAAGUAGGGCUGUGACAACCCCAAGUUUUUGAAGACAUUCGGGGAAAUUUCUCUGUUGAAGAUCAUUUUGCCAUCAGUAUUUUCUGUCAAAAAAUAAGAAGUCAUUUUUUUUUUGAAUAAUGAAUCAGAUUAUUUUUUUUCCGUCGAAUGGUGCAUAUAAACAUGUAUUAUUUGUUUGUAUAUAGGUGUACAGUGUUUCUGCAUGCAGAUUUCAUGUAUAGGGGAUCUAUUUAUACCCAUUGUUACCGUGGUUACAAUCAGCAUUGCGUUGAGUGUUUAUAGGCAAGAGAAAUUGGGGGGGGGGGGCGGAGCAUUGAAGUUGAAGGUUUAUUUAUUGCCAAAAUGCUUGAUUUCAAGAAAACUGAUUAAUUUUAAAAGUGGUGCAGCUGUUUGAAAUCGUAAGCGUUGGUUCUUUUUGAUAAAAAAAAAAGUGGUUGUGAUCGAUUUGACAAGCUGAAUGAACAAAACAUUUGGUUUUUAGGGUCGAGUCGGGUUAAGUAUUAUUUUUUGGCGUCUGCGUAAUGUAGCUACUUUGGGAAUUGGAUGUAAAAUUGCGCUGCAGAUUGGUUUUUUUUUUCUUUUUAUGGUUUGUAACGGAAAACCAACAUUAAUGGGAAGGGUCUCGAUGCUGUCACCACGUGCUGUAUUUUCUGGGCUAAAAACACCAACAUUCACCGAGCUGAAAUAUUUUACUGAUGUCGAUUGCUGAACAGAUUGAUUCUCUGUUGCGAAGCAAGUGACAAAUGUUGGUUUUAGGCCGACGAAAUAGCUUCGUGAAUAUUGGCAACCGAUUUUGGAAUUAGCCAGAAACCGAACUGCGAGGCAAAAUUUGCUCAGAGAUUUUUUGAAGAACUUUCGAAUGAAGAAAGUGAGGUUGAUCAAUAGUAAUUAGCUCUGAAAUGAAUCAAGCGUUGUUUUGAAAACAAAUGUUGUGUUUAUUUUCAACCCCCAAAAAGACAUUUUGGGUUGAGGUGUGGCUUAUCACAGACUUUACUUCACAUUUAGAAGCUUUUCUGGUGAAACUUAGAAGAAACACCAACCUAUCAUUCGCAGUGUACCAAGAUGUAUAAGCUUGCAAUCAUACAGACUUCCGAGUUUUCUGUGUGCAUGUUCCAUUUAGUUCAUGAAAAGUUGCUUCGAUGUAUGAAAAAGAAAAAAAUUGAUGAUAAAAUCCGUUCCCGAUAAACAUAUACUUAUAUUUAUGAUUGUGAAAAACUAAUUGCAAUACCAAAGAUAACUCAGUAGUUGUGUUGUUGCAGCUUUAGACUUUUGCUUUAGCAGACCGCUUCAUGUCAUUGUUUGUAUUAUUUUGUUGACGUCUUAUUCACAUUUGGUUUUGCUUGUUGAUAUUUUUACACAUACCCAUUCCAUUUACAGAAAAAAAGGGCAUUUUGAAAUAGAUGUCGGGAUUUUUGGGUUGGAUUUCUCAUUCAUUCUGCAAGUUGGCCUACUCAUUUUCUCCAACAAUGCGCUGACAAUAUAUCGUUGAACAGGCAUAUAUUUUUUUUGGAAAUCGGGGGGGGGGGGGCAACAUCGGUAGCCUUAAUUCAAGGCUGUCUGUUUGUGUGAGGCAUAAACUAGCUGUAAAUGCUGAGGAACACCAAACUUCAGUAAUAAUAAAACUGUUGUCUUUUGGAAUGUUUAACUCUUUACCAGUUGUGUCAAACUUGAACCAGGCUUUUCAGUACAGGGGGUGAUGUUUACGACUUAUCCAGUCAGCAACUUGCAGAUUGGAAUAAAGUCUACACCAAACGGCCAGUCGAAUCUCAGUUAUAUUUGCGAGUGGAAUUUUUAAGAACAAAUUAUCAAUGGAACGCUCGCGUGAGUUUUUAUUACAAAAAUACAUGGUGUUUGUUUGUUUGUUAGGUUGUUUGUUUGACUUGAUCGAAUGUUUUUAACGUGGCAUUUCUGAAACUGCAACAUCAAAUUAUAUAAAUAUAUAUAUUUAAUAUUGUUUAUGAAAAUGUUAUUUGCUUUGUAUGUUUGAUAAUGAUUUAAAGUGUUCUUUUUAUAUGUUGUUGCAUGACAAAGCCCACUUUCUCUGUGUACGCUCAUUUAAUUUGGUUACCAUUAUUAACUAGUUAAAUAUUCAUUAAAGUAUGUUGUCGGGUUUAAGGCAUGUUUUCAUCAGUUUUAGCAGUAUUCAUCAAAAAGAUAAACUUUUAAGCUGGAUAUCUUGCUCGUUACCAAUGGAAAAUAUUUGGAUUUCUCACAGCCGGGUUUAUUUUGAAUUCUUUUGAAAUGUUGCUCUGGUCCACCAUUCCACCCAAAAUACUCUGCUUUUCCCGGAUUAUUCCUAAACCACUACUGUGAAAUAAAAGUUAUUUGAGGCUAAUAAUAGUC
Messenger RNA from Patiria miniata (bat star), 5607 nucleotides. RefSeq names its product sestrin-1-like. The coding region runs from base 221 to 1885 and encodes 554 amino acids. The transcript has 12 exons. NCBI's taxonomy places the organism in Eukaryota, Metazoa, Echinodermata, Asteroidea, Valvatida, Asterinidae. Gene Ontology annotation, biological process: negative regulation of TORC1 signaling; regulation of response to reactive oxygen species; cellular response to leucine starvation. Gene Ontology annotation, cellular component: nucleus. Gene Ontology annotation, molecular function: L-leucine binding; oxidoreductase activity, acting on peroxide as acceptor. The record is from RefSeq and is a predicted model, not a curated record.